AUGCACAAUGAAAACGGUCAAGCCGAGCGUUACUGUAGAACAAUAUUAAACAUGAUCAGGGUGGAAGUUAAUAAUAAAAAUAGUCUGUGGUCCGAUUCGUUAUGGAGGAUUCAACUCGUCUUAAAUUGCACCCAACAAAAGACUACGCGUGUCUCCCCAAUGCAAUUACUUAUCGGCAUAGAUGGUACCACACCUGUGAUAAGAUCUCUCAUACGCGACGUUGCCAUAAAUAAUUCUAGUCCUAAUCGUGAGGCAAUGCGAGAAUUACAUCGUCAAAGAGCAUCUGAACUGAUGGAGCGCAAUAAAGAAAGACAAGACGCUUACGUUAACAAACACCGAAGGAAUCCUCGAAUUUUUAAACUUAAUGAUUUUGUGUUUGUCUCUAAAUCUGCACAGGCACGCGGCAAACUAGAUUCUGGAAUGCGUGGUCCUUAUCGUGUUGUGAAAAUUUUGCCUCAUGGACGCUAUGAACUGCAACUAUUAGGAGCGUCUCAUGGCAAAACUACUCGAGCCGCAGCUGAAUAUAUGACAGCGUGGCACGGGGAGUGGACGCCGGAAUCGUGUGCUGCGUUUUUCAACACGGAUGAUACGAAUGAUCCGGAAUUUUUGCAAGUUGAAAAUCCUGCAAUAGCGGAAACUAUGGAUAACCAUAGUCUUGAGGUGAACGUGGACGUUCACUUGUCAGGAGAGGCCGUAUAAGCAAAAUUGAAGGUAGAAGUGGGAGACAGGAGGCGUGGCUUGGUCGUCGUUCGAUGUUUUGAAAUACUGAAGUGGCAACAAUAGCAAGGAGGGUAGCAAGCACACCGCGGAGAGCUCACUUUGGCUCCGUCUCGCGUAGCGAUCACUUGUUAGGCCGAACUCUUGAAUUAUAUUUAAUUUAAUUGUUAUAUAGUUUAGUUUGUAUUAAAGUAGUUCUAAUUUUGCUAUCUUGUUAUAUUUUUCGAAUGAAUAUUAAUUUUGUUAAUAAUUAAUAAAUGAUUGUUUUUGUGUUA
Messenger RNA from Melitaea cinxia (Glanville fritillary), 992 nucleotides. RefSeq lists its product as uncharacterized. The record is from RefSeq and is a predicted model, not a curated record. Lineage: Eukaryota; Metazoa; Arthropoda; Insecta; Lepidoptera; Nymphalidae. Gene Ontology annotation, molecular function: nucleic acid binding. The transcript is spliced from 2 exons. Bases 1 to 699 code for a protein of 232 amino acids.